This is a messenger RNA of Necator americanus (New World hookworm), 1875 nucleotides long. RefSeq lists its product as uncharacterized. The coding region runs from base 1 to 1875 and encodes 624 amino acids. NCBI's taxonomy places the organism in Eukaryota, Metazoa, Nematoda, Chromadorea, Rhabditida, Ancylostomatidae. Gene Ontology annotation, molecular function: hexosaminidase activity. The transcript has 17 exons. Gene Ontology annotation, biological process: carbohydrate metabolic process. The record is from RefSeq and is a predicted model, not a curated record.
AUGCCGGUGUGCAAUAAGUACGUGAGAAGAAAAUUGGAGCGGUUUCUAUACAAUUGGUGUAUUUACAUAGCCCUAGCAUGUAGCGUAGUGGGCUUGUUGCAUUUGGUCACCACAACCAAUGGAAGAAUGAGUGCGGAAAACCAUGAACAUCAUUUUAAUGUUUUGAAAGAACCUGUCACAACACAACAACUAGCAAAAUUAGCUGGUGCGAAAAAUCUGUUAGAAGUAACCAGCGACGCCGAGACGAGACCAGUUAUCGGAGAAGUCAAUACAUAUGAGGGAGUUUCGGUGGAGCGGAAAAGAUAUCUUCCUCACGCGAGGAACAUCAGGGAAAUUGCCAGUCUGAGAAUCAACAAAUCGCAGCAUGAGUACUUCUAUACCAAUGUUAUUGUGCACUUUGACUUAAAAGGAGCUCCGCCACGAUUAGAAUACUUUCUUGCGCUUUUGGAGUUCAUCGCAAAAGGAGGAGCAACAGGCGUACUUAUUGAAUGGGAGGAUAUGUUUCCCUGGAGUGGUAAACUAGAAAGCGUACGUAACACGAAUGCGUACUCAAGGAAAGAAGUUCGGCAAAUUCUAGGAAAAGCAAAGAGCCUUAAACUCGAAGUGAUACCCCUCGUACAGACAUUUGGGCACAUGGAAUGGAUCUUAAAAUACGAAAAAUUCAGAAAAUAUCGUGAAAACGAUGAAUAUCCUCAGGUAAUCUGCAUCGGUGACGAUGAGGCUGUAGACCUUGUGAAAACAGCGAUCAGACAAGUUGUUCGCCUCCACAAACCUUUUGGCAUAAAACGCUUCCAUAUUGGAGCUGAUGAAGCAUUUGAGUUCGGGACUUGUAAGGCUUCCAAGGAGAAAGAAAAGAAAUUAGGAUCACGCGAGAAACUGGCGAUCAGGCACCUGGCAAAUAUAUCAGAAUACACCAGGAAUAUUACCGGCGAAGCAACUAUUCUCGCCUGGCAUGAUAUGUUGAGGAGCUUCAUUGAAACUGGUGUAAAAAUAGGAGAGCUCGGAAAACUCAUACAGCCAGUGGUUUGGGAUUAUUCCGAAUACGUACAAGGUGUUCAAGAGUACACGAUAAGGGAACUCGUUCUCAAUUUUGGGAAAAUUUGGGCAUCAUCAGCAUUUAAAGGAGCUGAUUCACCCACCGCAAUGUACAACAGAUACGUACACUACGAAAAAAAUAAUGUUCAGUGGGUUCUUCAACAAAGGUCGUUUCGUCAACAAUCAGAACCAGUUAACUUUGAAGGGAUCAUAAUUACUGGAUGGUCGAGAUACGAUCACAUGGCCGGCUUAUGCGAGAUAUGGCCGGUCUCCGUGCCAUCGAUGCUUCUCAACACGCAGAUCGCACUCAUUGGAGCCAAUCCCGUCUACGCAUUAUUGAGAGGAGAGGAGAUCACUAAUAUGGCUGAACGACGCGCUCUCGAAAUCAUGAACUGUCCUGAAAAUCGAUUCUUCCAAUUGGAUACAUGUGGUUUUCCAGGCAAAAUCAUCUACGAUAUGUUCCAAGUGCAAUUCCAAGAUUCGGUUAAAAGCAUAGAAAAUGAAUUGAAAACCAACUAUAAGAUUCAAGGAUGGUUGUCACCGUACAAUAUUCGUCACAACAUUUCACAAAAUUGGUAUUUAAAAGAAAUCAGUCAAGUUUUGUUGAACUACCAGGACCAUCUAUAUAGAAUCACCGAACGUCUCAAGAAGGAGAUGAAAACACUGUUCUACGAUAAUACGGUGGACGAGUUUUUCUUCUCGAAUGUCGAUCCAUAUGUGGAAAAACUCAACCACUAUUUCCAAAGUGCUCAGAAGCUGUUGAAGAUUCGUGUUCAGAAACGAAGAAAUUUUGUAAUUGAACGGACUCAAACAGACAAUCCGUACGUGAAAAACUCGUAA